AUGCAGUGGCUUGCAUUUAUACUUGUUCCUGUGGUGCUUGCCAGGAAGAAUGUUCUGUUUCUCAUUUCGGAUGACAUGCGGCCAAACCUUGGGGCAUAUCUUGGUCCUGACUUCCCUUCGCCUGUCUAUCCAACAAUGCACACACCUACUCUUGAUGCAUUAGCCAAGCGGAGUCUGCUCCUCAAGAGAGCCUAUGUUUCCCAAGCACUUUGCAAUCCAAGCAGAACAGCCCUUCUUACGAGUAGGAGACCCGAUACAAGCCACAUCUACGCCAUCGGCCCUUACUUCAGGAAAUAUGGAGGAAACUUUACCACUCUGCCAGAGUACUUCAAGCAGAAUGGCUACAGGACAAUAGGGAUGGGGAAGGUGUUCCAUCCAGGGUCGUCUUCGGGUAAUGAUGAUCCUGUGUCAUGGACAGACCCGUAUUUUCAUGCACACGCUCAUUAUAAGGGAGAUCAUCGCAGUUGGACAGCUGUGCCUGAGGAAAGAGUAGCACAGCAACCUCUUGGAGACACCCUGCUGGCUGACAAUGCAAUAAAGGUUCUGCAAGAUGUGGCGCCGAAAGCUAAGUCAGGUGAGCAACCUUUCUUUGUGGCGGUUGGACUUCACAAACCUCAUCUUCCCUGGAAUUUUCCAGCUCGUUUUAUGGACUAUUACCCUCUUGAGAAUAUUAGACCUCCUCCUAAUUAUUUUGCACCAGUGGGGAUGCCCACAGUUGCUUGGCACAACUUCAGUAAAUUUGCUGGAUUCAAGGACAUUAAGUCGCUCGGGUUAAAAGACAUUGGAAAUAUCAAUUUUACCUUUCCGCAUAACCUUACUCUAGAGUUAAGAAGGGCAUACUACAGCUGUAUGAGUUUCGUAGACUACGAACUUGGCAGAGUAAUAGUUGAGCUUGACAAUCUUGGCCUGUCAGACAACACUAUCAUAUCCUUCUGGGGAGACCAUGGGUGGCAGCUUGGGGAACAUAGUGAAUGGCAGAAGCAAACAAACUUUGAGGAUGCUACCCAUGCUCCCAUGAUGAUUCACAUCCCAGGACUCACCGACCAGGGGAUCGUCACAGAACAGUUAACAGAAUUUGUGGAUCUCUUUCCAACACUUGCUGAAGCUGCAGAACUUCCUAAGAUCGAGACAUGUCCUGACAAUUCGCAAAAUGUUACCCUGUGUACAGAAGGACUCAGUCUGAUGCCUCUUGUGAAGAAUCCAAAUACAACAUUGAAGACUGCAGCCUUCUCCCAGUAUCCCAAUGAAAAUGAUGGAGACCCUCUGACGGGCAAAGCUGUGAUGGGUUAUACCAUGAGAACAGACUCAUAUCGUUACACAGAAUGGGUCAAGUUUACUGGUGGUAAGAAGUUCGUUACCCACUGGAAUAAGUUGGUUGCUGCAGAGCUUUACGAUCAUACCGUGGAUCCACAGGAAAACUACAAUCAAGCAUUAAAUGCUACCUAUGCUAACAUCAGGAAGGAGCUUAGUGCCAAGCUACAGGCUGGAUGGAGAAAGGCAAUGCCUGUCGGAGAAACGCUAAGCCAUUAA
Haliotis rubra (blacklip abalone) is the source of this 1530-nucleotide messenger RNA. Its product is annotated as iduronate 2-sulfatase-like. The transcript has a single exon. Gene Ontology annotation, molecular function: iduronate-2-sulfatase activity. Bases 1 to 1530 code for a protein of 509 amino acids. The record is from RefSeq and is a predicted model, not a curated record. Lineage: Eukaryota; Metazoa; Mollusca; Gastropoda; Lepetellida; Haliotidae.